AUGCUCUACCAAGUGUCCUUCUUCCUGUUCAUCGUGUUUGUCGUCUACACCAUGCUGCCUUUCUCCAUGAGAGGGGCCAUUAUCGCCAGCGCCAUCACCUGCUUCUCGCACACUGUCACCCUCAGCGUCUGUCUGGCCUCCACCGUCACAGAACUGGAACCUCUAGUCUGGCAGAUUUUAGCUAAUGUGAUCAUCUUCACCUGUGGUAACCUGGCCGGAGCCUACCACAAACAUCUAAUGGACCUGGCUCUCAAACAGACCUACCAAGACACCUGUAACUGCAUCAAGUCCCCCAUUAAACUAGAGUUUGAGAAGCACCAACAGGAGCGUUUACUGUUGUCACUACUGCCGGCUCACAUAGCCAGGGUGAUGAAAGCCGAGAUCAUCCAGAGGCUGCAGGGACCCAACUUUGGCCGAACUGAGAGCACCAACAACUUCCACAAUCUCUAUGUGCAGCGGCACACCAAUGUCAGCAUUCUGUAUGCUGACAUUGUGGGCUUCACCAGGCUGGCCAGUGACUGCUCCCCAGGGGAACUUGUGCAUAUGCUGAAUGAACUCUUUGGCAAGUUUGACCAGAUUGCAAAGGAAAACGAGUGUAUGCGCAUCAAGAUUCUGGGAGAUUGUUACUACUGUGUUUCUGGUCUGCCUGAGUCGCUUCCUCACCACGCCAGGAACUGCGUGAAGAUGGGCUUGGAUAUGUGUGAGGCCAUCAAGAAGGUCCGAGAUGCAACCGGAGUCGAUAUCAACAUGCGUGUUGGUGUUCAUUCUGGGAAUGUCCUGUGUGGUGUCAUUGGCCUCCGGAAGUGGCAGUAUGAUGUGUGGUCACAUGAUGUAACAUUGGCCAAUCACAUGGAGGCAGGAGGUGUGCCAGGGAGGGUCCAUAUCUCUUCGGUGACGUUGGAGCAUUUAAAGGGCUCAUAUAAGGUGGAGCCUGGAAACGGACAGAGCCGAGACUCCUACCUGAAAGAACAUGGAGUGGUCACCUUCCUGGUCAUCAACCCCAAGACUGAAAAGCACAGCCCUCUGUUGGGUGUGCGGUCUCGUCCCUCUCUGGAUGGUGGGAAGAUGAGGGCGUCUGUCAGAAUGACCCGAUACCUGGAGUCCUGGGGUGCUGCCAAGCCCUUCGCCAACCUUCACCAUCGAGAUAGCAUGACUACAGACAAUGGCAAGAUCAACACAACUGACGUUCCAAUGGGGCAGUACCACUUCCAGAGGCGAGAGAGGUCCAAAUCUCAAAGGAGGAGGUUUGAGGAGGAACUCAAUGAGCGAAUGAUUCGCACCAUCGACGGCAUUAACUCGCAGAAACAGUGGCUGAAGUCUGAGGACAUCCAGAGGAUCUCAUUGUUCUUUCACAACAAAGCUCUGGAGAAAGAGUACAGAUCCACGACAUUACCAGCCUUCAAGUACUAUGUCACCUGCGCCUGCCUCAUAUUCUGCUGUAUAUUCAUCGUGCAGAUCCUCGUCUUGCCGAAAACUGCUGUGCUGGGGAUCUCCUUUGGCCUGACAUUCCUGCUGUUGGCUUUGAUCCUGCUCCUUUGCUUUGCUGGUCAUGUUCUGCAGGGAAGGAAGGGGUCCUUCUGCUCUUUGACCUGGUUCCCAACUUCCUCCCACAUCAUUGUCACCAAUAAUCCCUGGCUGCGAUUGGUCCUCACCAUGACGACCACUGCUCUCAUAUUGGUGAUGGCCGUCUUCAAUAUGUUCUUUGUGGAGGAUCCGGGAGGAUCCGGGGAAGACGAACUGACAACUACUCCACCUGAAGUCCUGAUAACUACUCCACCUGUGAAUCUAACUAAUGCCAGCCUGUUGGACUACACGGAAGAAAACACAGGAGAAAACAAGUUUUAUCUGCCAUACUUCAUCUACUGCUGUAUACUGGGCCUGGUGUCGUGCUCGGUGUUCCUGAGGAUCAACUAUGAGCUGAAGAUGGUGGUGAUGCUGGUUGCCGUGGUGAUCUACAACAUCAUCAUCCUCCAGACACAUGCCUCCCUGCUGGAUGGAUUUAGCGAAGCGCUGUACCCCACAGUUACGCUGGAAAGGUACCUGCAAACACUCCCUCUCUCUCUCGCUCUCUCUCUCUCUUCUCUGCUUUAG
This is a messenger RNA of Micropterus dolomieu (smallmouth bass), 2091 nucleotides long. RefSeq names its product adenylate cyclase type 2-like. Gene Ontology annotation, cellular component: plasma membrane. Gene Ontology annotation, biological process: adenylate cyclase-activating G protein-coupled receptor signaling pathway; adenylate cyclase-inhibiting G protein-coupled receptor signaling pathway; cAMP biosynthetic process. Bases 1 to 2091 code for a protein of 696 amino acids. Lineage: Eukaryota; Metazoa; Chordata; Actinopteri; Centrarchiformes; Centrarchidae. The record is from RefSeq and is a predicted model, not a curated record. The transcript is spliced from 17 exons. Gene Ontology annotation, molecular function: adenylate cyclase activity.